Messenger RNA from Procambarus clarkii (red swamp crayfish), 1109 nucleotides. RefSeq names its product digestive cysteine proteinase 2. Gene Ontology annotation, cellular component: lysosome. Gene Ontology annotation, molecular function: cysteine-type endopeptidase activity. Lineage: Eukaryota; Metazoa; Arthropoda; Malacostraca; Decapoda; Cambaridae. The record is from RefSeq and is a predicted model, not a curated record.
GUACUCCUUCCCACAGGCCCCUCAUAUGUACACACUUACCCCACCUUGCUUUAUCCUAGACCAAAGGUUACCAAGAUGAGAGUGAUAGCACUGAUCAUGUGUAGCUUGGCCCUGGCUGCUGCUAAUUCCUUCACUUCUUGGGAGCUCUUCAAGGCUCAGUAUGACCGUCACUAUCUAGAUGUUGAAGAGGAACAUUACCGCCAAAGUGUGUUUGAAAAGAACCUGGAAUUCAUCAAUGACUUCAACAAGAGAUUUGAACAGGGAGAAGUGACAUUCAACCUCAAGAUGAACCAGUUUGGUGACAUGACAAAUGAAGAGUUCAAUGCCAUCAAAGGAUAUGAAAUAGAACCUAGACACUCCUCCAUGGCCGCACCAAGCAUGGAAGAGAAUGAAAAAGCAGCUGAGGUGGAUUGGCGUGAAAAAGGAGCAGUGAACCCUGUUGUUGACCAGGGAAUGCUAGGUGCAAGCUGGGCAUUUUCUGCGACAGGAGCACUGGAGGGCCAGCAUUUCCUUAAAACCGGCACUCUGGUGAAUCUUUCAGAGCAGCAACUCGUUGACUGCAUGGAUAGUUAUUUUCCAGGAGUGACUGAAGCAUUUACUUAUGUGCAAGAAAAUGGUGGUAUUAACACGGAUGCUAUCUAUCCCAGUGGAAUUCCAAAUGGGACCUGUCGCUACAAACCUGAUGUAACUGAUGCUACAUGCUCUGGCUAUGUGAUCACCGAGGCAGGGAACGAGAGUGCCCUGGAAUCGGCUGUCAGGGACAUAGGACCGAUCUCGGUGGAGAUUGAUGCCUCACAUAUUUCAUUCCAAUUUUAUAGUAGUGGUGUGUAUUAUGAACCUGCCUGCUCACCGUCACUCUUGGACCAUGCAAUGCUGAUUGUGGGUUAUGGUACUGUAAGUGGGGAAGACUACUGGAUUGUCAAGAACUCUUGGGGCACCGGCUGGGGUGAGAGUGGCUACAUCAACAUGGCUCGCAACAGGGAUAACAACUGUGGUAUCGCCAGCGAUGCUUCCUACCCACUUCCCUAGAGUACAGGACGAUGCCCCAUAACAAGGCCUGAUGAAGCUCAAAUUGAGCACAACAUUGCCAAAAUAAAGACUUUCUUAAA